Messenger RNA from Aureobasidium melanogenum CBS 110374, 465 nucleotides. RefSeq lists its product as uncharacterized. The coding region runs from base 1 to 465 and encodes 154 amino acids. The transcript is spliced from 3 exons. The record is from RefSeq and is a predicted model, not a curated record. Lineage: Eukaryota; Fungi; Ascomycota; Dothideomycetes; Dothideales; Saccotheciaceae.
AUGGCUUCGCUCUCCACAAACAUGGCCGACCACGACGAGAUGGUCAGAAAGAUCGAGCUCUCAGUGGAGCUCAAGUUCGCGAAGAGAGUCGCUGUUUUGGUGAAAAGACUUGAAAAACACUACAAAUCUCGCAAUGAACAAUUCGAAAUACUCGACACCAUUAUCACAGGUGUUGCCUUCGACGCUGAGGAGGACACACUCGGCGAGGGUGGUCCUAUCACCACGAUUCUGAACGCUGCUCACUGCAUCAACGACGCGGACAACAAGUUUAUCGAGCAGACUAUUGCCAACCUCAAGAAUGAGCUUCCUGGUGAGGCUCAUAUUCACAAGAUCCAAAGUGAGCUGAGCGCCAUCAGUGAGCGAGACAAGGCCAUCGACAAAUUAUUCGAAGAAUCUGAAGAUGAGGAAGCCACAAAGGACGAGGAGAUUAUCAAGGAAGAAAAGAAGGAGGAGACCAUUAAGUGA